AUGACUGCUAGUAGUUAUGAGACAAAUCAUGACGAAGGAGCGAGCGGUAUGGGUAACACUGGGUCCAAUGAAGAAUCUCCUUCGAUCCGCUACAAUGCUCGUGAGGACAUCGUAGUAGGUUUACCUGAACGGUCUGCUAACAUCCCAAUGUCUCCAACAAAACCACGUCAGCGUCGCCGUAAACAACGCAAGUCUAUAAAUGCGGAUAAGGCAAGGCCACGUAGGCCAAGGCCUCGUGAUAGUGUCAGUGUGAGUAGUGAUGAAGGGGAUAACCUCCUGAACAUAUCCCAUGAUGCGUCAGAUGGAGAAUCGGGGUCCCUUAAGGGAAACCUGAGUAUCCGUUCUCUUAGUGAAAGAAAUAUUAGAUAUGGCUUUGAUCAUGAGAAAUUUUGUGAAACAAAUGGUAUCCCUAGGAAAGUCGCAGAUGACCGAACAGAGUUAGAAGUGACGAUAGAGAAAGAUAAUGUGGAUACUACUAUACCACAAGGGGAGACAACUGGUUCUGAAAAUUCUAGAGUUGGGGUUGUUGACUGUUCGGUUCUCCUCACCCCACCAUCAGAGGAGGAAGCUUUAGCCUACGCACAUAUAACAAAUUCAAGGGGGAUAACUCACAGUACUACCCCUACUAGUAGUAAUGAGACAGACAAAUCUGUUGUGGAAAAUUAUGUUGCAUUUGGUCCAAUGUCCUCAAGCGGGGCCAUGUCUGGUAUAAUGUCCUCAAGUGGGGCAAUGUCAAUAUCGGAUCAGGAUGAGGACAAGGAUGCCAGUGCCCCUGAUGCAAACACAUCCAUCACAAAUGUGGAGAACACGGACAAUAAGAACAACAUGCUUCACAACCAGACAUUACAGCAACAUUUGACAGAGAAUCUGGACAAUGCCCCUACAAUCAUAGACACUGUGGAUAACCACAUUCACACUACAGUAGGGGAUUUUAUCCAGAACACAGCAAAACCACAUUCAUACAACACAUCCUCAGGGGAUAGCAAUUCAUCGUCUCCGUACAAGUCUGCCAAUAGUCACGUACACGGGCACUCAAGCUCCUCAGGGAACAUGAGUGUAGAUGACGAGGGAACAACUGAUAGCAUGUCGUCCCGUCACAGUGACAGAAAGUUUGACCGAUGUUUCCAACAGUCCCUGUUACACCGACUCCAUGAAUAUACAACAGGGGGAAGUAAUUCUACAUCACUGGAGACUUCUCCUGACAUCUCACCAUACCACCGAGCAACAAGUAGUGGUGUGUCCAGUCGUCAGGAGAGUCUAUCUGAUCUGGCAACCUCUGAUAGUGAGAUUUUUAACAUUGAAGGCUCAUUAGCUGAACAAGAGUUUUCUAAAAUAGAAGGGGAGAUUGGUCAUUUAGAUGAGGAGUUUAUAUCUUUAAAUACCAAAUUGGCAGAACUUAUGAGUAAGUCAGCUAAUACAAGUGGUGGUAAUGCGACCACUCUUCCCAGUUUGUGUGUAGACACAGAGUCAAAGUCAGUUCCUGCUUCUCCUGUGCGUGUACAGAAUGAUGCCUUACUGAGUAACAAGAAGCUAAGACAUUGUGUGUCUGGGAAUUCUAGUCAAUCUCACAGUGAUUCUUCCUUCAGUCCACAGCACAUUCACUCAGACAGUGUUGACUUGUCAUGGGAGUACUAUGACAUGGACCCUGGAAAUUUACCUGUUAAUUCACAAUUCAAGGACAUAGCUGAAGAAGACACAGGAAAUGUCAUUGUGCAAAAAGAAGAGAGCAGCAAUGGCUUUUCUGCAGCAGAUAGCGAGAAUGGCCACACAACAUGCGAUGACCUAGAGACAGACUCCUUUAAUGAUGGCACAGGAGAAGAAAACUAUCCCAGAAUUGACCAAACCUCAGCAAGUCAGGUCCAAGUUGGGGAACAUGUGAAUAUGUUGGAAUAUGCUGAGCAAGAAUGGAGAGGAGAAACAGAGAAAGCCAUUACCAUCAAACAGGCCUACACAGAGGUAUUCACGGUAACCAACUGUCAGAGCCUGCAGCAGAUAAGGGGAGACAAUUACUGUGGGAUCCGUGGAUGUGUGUUCCAGUGUUUGUGUGAUAUGCUCAGUCUGAGGGGUAUGUGGGGAUCACUUGAUGACACCCUUUCUACCCUAGAAAGGACUUUUACUGAUCCUGCCUCCAAUCUCAGCAACUGGAACUUUGCUGGUCGUCUUGCCCCACAGGAACCACUGUCACAGAUGAAAGCCUGCCUUACUUACUUAUUCUCCAAGUUUGAGGAUGUGGAGCAGAUGUCAUUGUAUGAAGAGCGCCGUCUUUGGGCUAUGUCCUUGCUGAACUCUGAUCCUGCUGGUGACGUGAUGCUGAUGGAAGGUGUGAAACUGCUAAUGCUGCUUGAAGGAGUGCGCCUUUACAACAAAAGUCAGACAGGAGCUGAUGUUCCCUUGUUUGUGUGGCUCUUAUUUGCAAGGGACACAUCUGAUACACCUGCUAAAUUUGUCACUAAUCACCUCAACUGUGUCGGAGCUACAGCAGGCCUUGAGCAGGUGGAAAUGUUUCUACUAGGACAUGUACUUGGAGUCCGUAUAUGUGUGUUCCGCCUCAGUCAGUUUGGCCAGGAUGAUUUUGUGUCCUACUAUCCAGACAAUGAUGACAACCAACAGCCAAUUAUCAGUCUGCUGGCAGAGGAUGAUCGUCACUACAAUGUACCUGUACACUAGUGGGGCCUACACUGUACCUGUACAUUAGUGGGGCCUACACUUAACCUGUAUGUUAGCAGGGCUACACUGUACCUGCACACUAGUAGGGCCUACACUCUACCUGUAUGUUAGUGGGACCUACACUGUACCUGUAUGUUAGCAGGGCUACACUGUACCUGUAUGUUAGUAGGGCCUACACUGUAUCUGUACCUAGUGGGGCCUACACUGUACCUGUAUGUUAGUAAGGCCUACACUGUACCUGUAUGUUAGUAGGACCUACACUGUAUCUGUACCUAGUGGGGCCUACACUGUACCUGUAUGUU
Molecule: messenger RNA, 2969 nt
Organism: Ylistrum balloti
Lineage: Eukaryota; Metazoa; Mollusca; Bivalvia; Pectinida; Pectinidae
Exons: 6
Coding region: 1-2667 (888 amino acids)
Biological process (GO): protein linear deubiquitination
Cellular component (GO): cytoplasm
Molecular function (GO): cysteine-type deubiquitinase activity
Source: RefSeq, a predicted model, not a curated record